UUAACAAAUUCAUAAAAUAAAUGGGUUUAGUUGAUAUUAGGGAAACCGGAAUUGCUUGCCGCCGCUAACAAGAAACAGAUGUGGAAAGGAAAGCUAAAUAAGCAUGGCGGAUACUGACCAGAAACAAGAAGAUUUCUACAAAUGAUUUGUGAAUGGGAAUUCCGAAUCGCCGUUCAGUUGAAUUGGCGCUCCAUUUGAAGCUCUGUUGGCGCCGAUACUCGAGCAAUCCCAAUCUCGCGACAUGGUUCAACAAAUACGUUGAUAAAUCCAAUGUGCAUUCAUGGAACUCAGUCAUCGCCGAUUUGGCUCGCAGUGGCGAUUCGGUUGAAGCCCUUCGAGCCUUCUCCUCCAUGCGGAAGCUUGGCCUCAGCCCCACACGCUCCACUUUUCCCUGCGCCAUCAAAUCCUGUUCCGCUCUUUGCGAUCUCGUCUCCGGCAGGAUGUCUCACCAGCAAGCGUUUGUCUUCGGCUUCGAGAAUGAUCUUUUUGUGUCAUCCGCUCUUAUCGAUAUGUACUCGAAAUGUGGCGAGUUGAAGGAUGCACGAGAACUGUUCGACGAAAUUCCCCUUCGAAAUGUGGUCUCGUGGACAUCGAUGAUUACCGGGUAUGUCCAAAAUGAGCGAGCAGACAACGCCUUGUUGCUUUUCAAGGACUUUCUGGAGGAGGAAACUGAGGUUGGAGAUGCCAAUUACAUUCCUCUCGAUUCAGUUGUGAUGGUUUCGGUUUUAUCAGCCUGCGCUCGAGUAUCAGGGAAGGGGAUCACAGAAGGAAUUCAUGGCUUUGUGGUAAAGAAAGGCUUUGAUGGGAGCGUUGGAGUUGGAAACACAUUGAUGGAUGCAUAUUCAAAAUGUGGGCAGCCUUUGGUUUCUAGGAAGGUUUUUGAUUGGAUGGAAGAGAAGGAUGAAAUUUCUUGGAACUCUAUGAUUGCAGUGUAUGCUCAAAGUGGGUUAUCUGGGGAGGCUUUGGAGGUUUUCCAUGGAAUGGUGAGGCAUGUUGGUGUUCUUUACAAUGUGGUGACACUAUCGACUGUUUUACUGGCUUGUGCUCAUGCUGGGGCAUUGAGGGCUGGCAAGUGCAUUCAUGAUCAGGUGAUAAAGAUGGAUUUGGAGGAAAAUGUGUGUGUUGGUACCUCCUUGAUUGACAUGUAUUGCAAAUGUGGUAAAGUUGAAAUGGCAAAGAAAACUUUUGAUCGUAUGAAGGAAAAGAAUGUAAAGUCAUGGACGGCCAUGGUUGCUGGUUAUGGCAUGCAUGGCUGCGCCAAAGAAGCUCUCGACAUCUUCUACGAGAUGGUUCGGGCUGGAGUGAAGCCAAAUUACAUCACUUUUGUAUCUGUUCUUGCUGCAUGCAGCCAUGCUGGUUUGAUAAAAGAAGGCUGGCACUGGUUUAAUGCCAUGAAGCAUAAAUACGAUAUCGAGCCAGGUAUCGAGCAUUACGGUUGCAUGGUUGAUCUAUUAGGACGUGCAGGAUGCCUUAAUGAGGCUUACGAUUUGAUCCAGGGAAUGAAAAUGAAACCUGAUUUUGUUGUCUGGGGCUCUCUUCUUGGGGCUUGUAGAAUCCACAAGAACGUGGACCUCGGCGAGAUUGCUGCUCGAAAAUUGUUUGAACUCGAUCCAAAUAAUUGUGGGUACUACGUAUUACUUUCGAACCUUUAUGGAGAUGCUGGAAGGUGGGCGGAUGUCGAAAGGAUGAGAACGAUGAUGAAGAACCGUCAAUUGGUUAAACCGCCCGGGUUCAGUUUGGUUGAACUGAAAGGCAGAGUUCAUGUUUUUCUGGUUGGAGAUAAAGAGCAUCCUCAACAUGAGAUGAUAUAUAAGUAUUUGGAGAAACUAACGUUGGAGCUUCAAAAGAUAGGCUAUGUGCCAAACUUGACCUCAGUUCUUCAUGAUGUUGACGAAGAGGAGAAAGAACUCACUUUAAGAGUUCACAGUGAGAAACUUGCUGUUGCCUUUGGAGUGAUGAACUCUGCUCCUGGAACAACCAUAAACAUCAUUAAAAAUCUUAGGGUUUGCAGAGACUGCCAUACCGCCAUUAAGUUAAUUUCUAAGGUCGUUCUUCGAGACUUUAUCGUCCGAGAUUCAAAGCGAUUUCAUCAUUUUAAGGACGGGGUAUGUUCUUGCGGGGAUUAUUGGUGACACUUAUCAAGGACUUCAUUAAGUACUUUGGAUCGACUCGAUCCGAUUCUUGGCUUGGAUGAAGCAUUUGAAUUGUAAUUGAGCUUGGGCUCGAAUCUCGAUCUUAUUAAACACGGUAUAUGCUCGAAUUGUUAUAUUAUGGCCCAUGCUCGGAAUCUAGGCGAGGAGGGCGGUUUCAAAAGCAAUGUCUAUGGCCCAUGCUCAGAAUCGAGCCAAAUCGAGCCAAGAAUGUAUGCAAUUAUCUACCCAACCGUCUUCGAAAUUUUGGUCGACUCAACGAACAACUGUGAUCCCUAUCUUAGAUGACAAAAAUGUAUAAAUAGAGAGUUAUCCUUCAUUAAAAAUACUCAAUUGUUAGUUAGGAAUGUGAAUUAUUUGAAUGGCUUACUAUGUUUCAAAGCGCGCGAAAAGAAUGGAAAUGACUCACCAUUUAAAAAUUCAACUGGCAGCGCUGUCAUUGGGAAUUUUAAUUUUUCUGAAGAGGUAUAAAUACGAGGCACAACACUCUGAACUCUUCAUAUUUGAAUUGGAAUUUUAUUACCAUUUUCCUUUUUCCCUCCCUCUCUCUUGCUCUCCAAUUCUUCCAUGGCCAUCUCAGAAUCUCCGUCCCGUUCUUCUCUGAUCCCUAAUUUCCUCUACUCCUCUUUGGCCUUUCUAAUCCACAAGAUCCUCGAAUCCUCAUUUCGAUGAAAGCCUUUGCGAUUCCCUCUCCGGCUGAACCAAGAAAGAAAUUGGAAAUGUAUUCACCGGCUUUCUACGCCUCUGUGCCUCGGUGGAAGCCUCCGCUGCAGUCUCACUCGCAUGGACGUCCCUCCUCUCGAUCUCGUCACGUGCAAUAUGCAGUUAAAUACUGCCUUCUCAAAAGAGAGCAGGGAAUCGGGCCUCUAUAGGGGUGGGACGCAAGUAUGGUAAGUAUGAAUUCUUUAAGAAAUACUAUUCAGA
Cucurbita maxima (winter squash) is the source of this 3074-nucleotide messenger RNA. Its product is annotated as pentatricopeptide repeat-containing protein At3g26782, mitochondrial. NCBI's taxonomy places the organism in Eukaryota, Viridiplantae, Streptophyta, Magnoliopsida, Cucurbitales, Cucurbitaceae. Gene Ontology annotation, molecular function: protein binding; zinc ion binding; RNA binding. Gene Ontology annotation, biological process: RNA modification. The transcript is spliced from 4 exons. Bases 153 to 2132 code for a protein of 659 amino acids. The record is from RefSeq and is a predicted model, not a curated record.